UUUCGAUUUUCUUUUUUCUUUUUCGAAAAAGAAAAUCUCUACUGUCUCUCUCUCCCCUUUAUUUUUUUUUUCUUCUUUUCGUGCUCGUUUUCCCUGUUAUUUUCCUUCACCAUCACCAAAACAAAAACCCCCAAAUAAAAAUCCUAAUUCUUCUGUAAAACCCUAAUUCUUUCAUAAAUUGGCUUUGAUUGAAGUGUUAUACUGCUUCCAUUUUUCGAAGCUGAGUAGAGUGAAGUGAUUCAGUGUAAGAUCUGAAAGGGAGUUUCAAUCGAACACUAUCAAUGGCGUUUGAUCAAAAGGAACUGGAAGAGCAACUUAUUCAAGCUGGGAACAAGCUUGCAGAUCCUCCUUCCUCGGUGGAUGAGCUUCUCUCACUGCUCAAUCGACUUGAGAGUUACUUAGCAAAGGUGGAACAGGCACCUAGAACGUCUAUGCGAACUGCGCUUGCUCCAUGUAUGAAAGAAUUGGUUGGGAAUAAACUUCUAAGGCAUCCGGAUCCGGAUGUGAAAGCUGCACUUGCCGCUUGCAUCAGUGAAAUCACAAGAAUCUCUGCACCCGAUACUCCUUACGAUGACGAUCAAAUGAAGGAGAUAUUCCAAUUAAUUGUAUCUUCAUUUGAAAAUCUACAUGAUAAGUUAAGCCGAUCGUAUGAGAAUAGGAGAAUAGUCCUCGAAACUGUUGCAAAGGUCAGAUCAUGUGUGGUAAUGUUGGACCUUGAUUGUGAUGCGCUGAUUUUGGAGAUGUUUCAGCAUUUUUUGAAGACCAUAAGGGAUCAUCAUCCAAAGGAUGUUUUUUCAUCCAUGGAAACCAUUAUGACACUUGUUCUUGAGGAAAGUGAAGAUAUAUCCUUUGAUUUGCUUUCUCCACUCCUGGAGAGCAUUAAGAAAAACAAUGAGGAAGUUUUCCCGAUUGCCCGGAAAUUGGGAGAGAGGGUCCUCGAAAGCUGCGGAUCCAAACUAAAGCCCUGCUUGGUGCAAGCAGUGAGAACAUUGGGUAUAUCUCUGGAUGAUUACAGUGAAGUACUUGGUUCAAUUUUCCAAGAGGAAGCUAAGGCGAUUAAAGAGGCUGCACAAUCGCCAAAAGAUAAUCGAAAUGGGAAUAGAAAUUCCAAGUCAGUCACAAACGAUGGGGUUGCACGCGUUGGAGAAGAUGAGGAGUUCAAUGAUUUGGAUGGAAGAAAAGUUGAACAAAAACUAGAAGAAGCCACCAAGAAGAGCAGGAGAAAACCGAGUCAUUCGACGAAAUCUGCUAAACCAUCCGAAAAGAUGAUUGAUUCUGGAAGUCACAGAAAAAAAGUUCUCAGUUCCUCACACGAGGACCAGGAAGUUGCGUAUGCAGUUACAAGUCGAAGAGCAUACAAUGUUGAAUCUCAAGUUAUGGCUUCUCCUUCACCUAGUGACAGUCUCCCUGACGAAAAUCAUUCAGAGAAACUCUGCAAAGCAGAAACUAAAGAUAGCCCCUCAAAUGUCGAGGUUGCAGAGGCUGUUUCAAAAAAGGCAUCUGAAGGAGCAAGUAUAUCAAAAGCCAAACCUGUCAAGCAGCCAGUGAGAAAGGUGCUUGGUCAGAACUCAGGCGUAAAAAAAACUGCUGGUACAGAUUCAGGCAAAAAACAAAGUGGGUCUGCUAGUGGUGCUGAUGCUAAAAAGCACUCGGUCAAGAAAUUGGAUGAUAACGAGGGUGGUGGUGGAUCCUCUUCCAGGCAGCUGGUAGAUAAGAAAAAGCGGGGGCAGGAGGAAAUGGUUUCUUCUCCAAGGUCUGAUAUCAAAUCAUCUGAAGAUGAAAAGUUAGAGGAGACUACCAUGACAAAUGGAAAGAGGAAACACGCCUCGGGAAGAAAAAAUGAGUCUGAUAUCAUGGAACAUGAUCAAAACCUUGUCGGUGUAAGACUUGAAGUAUGGUGGCCGAAGGAUCGUCAGUUUUACAAAGGUGUCAUUGAAUCUUUUGAUUCUCGCAAAAAGAAACACAAGGUGGUUUAUGACGAUGGUGAAGUUGAAGUAUUAAAUCUUGCCAGGGAAAAGUGGAACGUCAUUGAAGCUGAUUCAGAUGCAGAUGAGGAAGAAGGAAGUGAUCGUGGCAGUCUUGAUGCUUCCAUUGAAAUGCCUGCAAGGAAGAAAACAAAACCAAGUUCCGAUGAACCAACUAAGCAAGGAAUGCCAGGUCUUUCUUCCAGUGGUGGAGCAUCAGGAUCAAGUAAAUCAAAGGGUGUACUGAAGUUUGGUCAGAAGUCUACGGGUGGAUACAAAUCGAACGAAUCCAGGACUGUUAGUGAUUCUGAGGAUGAAGUUAGCAGAAAGUUUAAGGACAGCACUCCUAAAAGUGGUAGCAGUAAAUCUGCUACACAGACAAUGACCGGUAAAUCCAAGAACAUUGGUGGUUCCAAGACAAGCAAAAGAAAGGAUGAUGACACUAUCAUGCCAAAACCCUCAGUCAAGUCUAAGCAGGAAACCCCAAAGAGUGGAAUAACCAAACAAAAAACCCCAAAGACUGAUGCUUCUGAGGGAAAGCCCCCAAAAGGUGUUGAAAAGUCCACUGUCGACAGUGGUGGCAAGGGGAAAUCUAAUUCAUUGAAGAAAAAAGACUUGGAGGAUGAUGACUCUGAAUCAGAUGUUUCUGCAAGCGAGGAGGUAGAAGAUACAAAAGGCAAGACAUCAGGUGAUGCCAUGAAUGGAAAGAAGCGUCAGAGAAGCUAGAAGGAAUAAUUUUAUUCCUUGAUUUUUCCUUAUCUAGUUGCUUGCCUUCUGCUUAUCAGUGCGCUUUCUUACAACAUUUGGACAUUCUUUCCCUGGCCCGUGUUCUCUGGUGAAUCUAGAGCUGUUUAUUAGGUAUCUGCUAAUAGUUUUCCGUGAUCAGCUCAUUGUUGUUAUGCUAGCAUUGUUAUCCUUAGACUCGUUUACUAGUUUUUUGGGUUAGUAGGGUAAUAUUUUUAGUUCUUUUUUUCCAUUGUUUCUAGACUAGAUGGAUGGAUUUUUGAAAACAGCUAAAAUCAUUUGGUUAGCAACCUUCAUUGAAUGAAUGCUUCGGCUCUAGUUUUCAAUACUGGCAGAUGUUUACUGGCCACCCAAUUCAUUUUCAUUUAUAUCGAGUGUGUAUAUUAUUGUGAUUGA
Molecule: messenger RNA, 3104 nt
Organism: Medicago truncatula (barrel medic)
Lineage: Eukaryota; Viridiplantae; Streptophyta; Magnoliopsida; Fabales; Fabaceae
Product: muscle M-line assembly protein unc-89
Exons: 12
Coding region: 282-2690 (802 amino acids)
Biological process (GO): DNA repair; mitotic sister chromatid cohesion
Cellular component (GO): nucleus; chromatin
Source: RefSeq, a predicted model, not a curated record